AGGUCCCUCACCUCCUCCCUGUAGGCUGUCUCGUCGUUGUUUGUAAUCAGGCCUACUACUGUUGUGUCGUCUGCAAACUUGAUGAUUGAGUGGCCACGCAGUCAUGGGUUAAAUUAAUGUUUUAGACGCAAAUAACUUUAUUUUUAUUUGAUUGAUUUCUAGAACACCUGUUUUGAUCAGAUUAAAUGUAUUAUGACACCAAAGAUUUUUUACAUCAUAGGGAGGCGACAGACAGUAUUUGUGUUCCUUGGAUUGUUACUGCGCAAGCGCAAUUUCGUGAGUCCUUGGAUGAUCCGCCUGCUGUAGGUUACGCAGCCUGUAAAGGGACACAUACAAAAUGCAGAGCUGGAAUCAAGUAUAUCGCACUCUGGCAACGCGGAGCCACCAACUCCCGAAUCGGCUCCAGGGUGCAACUGUUCUCUCCGUCCGAACAUAUGCUGACAAAGCACAGAUUGAUGCUGACGUCACAGUGGUGGGCUCUGGUCCUGGUGGAUAUGUUGCCGCAAUCAAAGCAACCCAGCUUGGUUUCAAGACGGUGUGUGUGGAAAAGAAUCCCACCCUAGGCGGGACUUGUUUGAAUGUCGGCUGUAUCCCCUCAAAGGCCCUGCUGAACAACUCAUAUCUGUACCACCAGGCCCAUGGCAAAGACUUCGAAAGCAGGGGCAUUGAAAUCUCAGGGAUCACAUUGAACCUGGAGAAGAUGAUGUCACAGAAGAGUGGUGCGGUCAAAGCACUGACAGGAGGCAUUGCACAUUUAUUCAAACAGAACAAGGUAACGCACGUGAACGGCUUUGGGAGGAUUACAGGCAAGAACCAGGUGACGGCCACGGCCGAGGACGGCAGUGAGCAGGUCAUCAACAGCAAUAAUAUCCUCAUAGCCACCGGCUCCGAGGUCACGCCCUUCCCCGGGAUUGAGGUUGAUGAGGACACUGUGGUGUCCUCCACGGGAGCCCUGGAUCUGAAGAAGGUCCCUGAGCAGCUCAUCGUCAUCGGCGCCGGAGUCAUCGGGGUGGAGCUGGGGUCAGUAUGGCAGCGUCUGGGCUCCAAUGUGACAGCGGUGGAGUUCCUGGGCCACGUGGGCGGCAUGGGCAUCGACAUGGAGAUCUCCAAGAACUUCCAGCGCAUCCUGCAGAAGCAGGGUAUUAAGUUCAAGCUGGGCACUAAGGUCAUGGGUGCAAUCAAGAGGCCCGACGGCAAGAUCGAUGUGGCCGUGGAGGCGGCUGCCGGCGGGAAGAACGAGACUCUGACGUGUGACGUGCUGCUGGUGUGUAUCGGCAGACGGCCCUUCACCAGGAACCUGGGCCUGGAGAACGUGGGCCUGGAGCUGGACAACAGGGGACGCAUACCUGUCAACAACCGCUUCCAGACUAAAGUACCCAGUAUCUAUGCCAUUGGUGAUGUGAUUGCCGGGCCCAUGCUGGCACACAAGGCGGAGGACGAGGGCAUCAUCUGCGUGGAGGGCAUGGCUGGGGGUGGCGUGCACAUCGACUACAACUGUGUCCCCUCUGUUGUCUACACACACCCCGAGGUGGCAUGGGUGGGGAAGACUGAGGAGCAGCUCAAAGAGGAGGGCAUCCCAUACAAGGUGGGCAAGUUCCCAUUUGCCGCCAACAGUCGAGCCAAGACCAACGCAGACACUGAUGGCCUGGUGAAGAUCCUCGGCCACAAGGAGACAGACCGGAUAUUGGGCGCUCACAUCCUGGGCUGUGGGGCAGGAGAGAUUAUCAACGAGGCGACGCUCGCCAUGGAGUACGGCGCGUCCUGCGAGGACGUCGCCAGAGUUUGCCACGCCCAUCCCACUGUGUCCGAGGCCUUCAGAGAAGCAAACCUCGCAGCCUCCUUCGGGAAAGCUAUCAACUUUUAACUGCCGUCUUCGCUCACACAGCUGUGUACAUAACCGUUCUGUCCACGACGUCCCCAAACCAGAAAUCUGUCCACAAGCAACGCACACCCUCUAGGAGGGGGACACGGAAUGUACCGUGACCCCUCAACUCCAAUUAAGGGACUCCUUUGUAUACAUACAUAGAAAACAGACACACCUUGUAUCACAUUAAGUAUGUAAUUUAAAUGUUGUCAAUAAAGGGGUUUGGGUGGUAAAAACAGACUGGAGAUAAAGUCUUUUUGACUUUCUACAUUGGUGUCUUGGGUGUUGCACUCAAGGUUUGCUGCUAUAUCAAAUAGCUACCUAUAUAUGUAUAUAUAUGUGUGUUAGUCGUAGUGUAUCUAGCAUUUUUCGAACACCACUUUCUUAUUAGUACAGUGCUCAGAUGUAUAUUCAUAGGUUGGUAUUGGGUGGAAUACAGCUGUUUUUAACAAUAAGAGAUGAGUCAUGACUGAAUAUUUUUAAAGACUGAGGCAAAACUACUUUUCAAUCGGAGUAAAGAGGUUGGAAAGUCCAAAGCAGCAACUCGCUUGUAUGAAUUUCAAUACUUAUUCAAAUAUGUAUUGUCUGUGUGUAUACGUUCUUGCUUAACUCCGAGCUCUACAAAACCAAUAAAAUGUAGUAACGUUU
Messenger RNA from Oncorhynchus kisutch (coho salmon), 2512 nucleotides. RefSeq names its product dihydrolipoyl dehydrogenase, mitochondrial-like. Gene Ontology annotation, molecular function: dihydrolipoyl dehydrogenase (NADH) activity; flavin adenine dinucleotide binding. The coding region runs from base 338 to 1864 and encodes 508 amino acids. The record is from RefSeq and is a predicted model, not a curated record. Gene Ontology annotation, biological process: 2-oxoglutarate metabolic process; pyruvate metabolic process. Lineage: Eukaryota; Metazoa; Chordata; Actinopteri; Salmoniformes; Salmonidae. Gene Ontology annotation, cellular component: oxoglutarate dehydrogenase complex; mitochondrion. The transcript is spliced from 14 exons.